AAAGUAUACAAAGUAAUACAUAAAUAGAGCAAAAAAAUGUCAAAUUCAUCGAGAUCUAGUUCGCUUUCUGAGUCUUCGAUCGAGACAAACGCAUCGAUUUCUUCAUCGGAAUUCAUGACGGCAAAUUUGGACGAAUCUAAUUCGGAAAUUUUGCCAUUUGCCGAUAAUAUUGAACCGCUUGCUUCGCCCGAUGAAAUUGCUGAGUACGAAGCUGCAGUCGCAGAAGAACAGCAGGUUGAGGACAUGCUGCAAGAUCGUUUUGAUGCCCGUGUUGAUGUUACUUCAUGGUGUGAAUGUGGCCAUUGUUCCUUGGAUCUUGUUGUCAACCCUCAAGAGUGCCGAUGCUGCAUGGAAUAGAGAUGCCGUGGCAAAAUGAAUCAGUUCGAAGUCGAUGAAAGGAAAUGCAUUUUGGAUCACCCUGGCUUUAACGAAGUUUGCCUGAACGAAUUUGUUCUUCAAGCAGCUUCGUUAGGUUUAAAGACCAAAGGUCAUCGCAGUUAUGCGACCGUUUUUCGAGAUGGUCAAAAGACCAGAGAGGAGUAAGCCUUUUUCUUUGUGAAAAUUCUAAAAAUAUUAU
This is a messenger RNA of Xenia sp. Carnegie-2017, 577 nucleotides long. RefSeq lists its product as uncharacterized. The record is from RefSeq and is a predicted model, not a curated record. NCBI's taxonomy places the organism in Eukaryota, Metazoa, Cnidaria, Anthozoa, Malacalcyonacea, Xeniidae.